AUGGAGAAGUACGGAACGGUAUUGAAGACGUACAUCGUGCACGAUGCCCGCGGGAUAAGCAAAGGAUUCGGCUACGUCGAAUUCUCCUCAGUCGACGGAGCCUGGAACGCCAUCCAGAACCUGCACAUGCAGGUGCUCGAAGGCCGCCAGGUCGUCUUGCAGUACGCUCGCAGUCAGCUGAAGAAACGCACGUAUAAAACAGCACCAUCCAAUACCCUUUAUAUCGGCGGAAUCCCCUACGAAUGUUCAGAUCGCGACCUGCAGGACAUGUUCAAGGAUAUUCAAAACGUCGUGGACGUACGCAUCCCCGUGGACCGUCGUUCGGGUCAGAUCCGCGGCUUUGCGCACGCGGAAUUCCUCAACGUCCAGUCUGCUGAAAUAGCAAAGCCGCUUCUCAAAAACCUGGCGCCGUAUGGCAAGCGUUUGCAGGUUCACUUUGCCGAGCACAAGAGGGUGGGUGUGAUGGUUGGGGAGAGUGAUCGGAACCGAGCACUUGAAGCGCACCGGGAACGGGAACGGGACGAGCGAGAGAAAGAGUUGGAGAGAAUGGAGAGUCAGCUGGAGGAUCGUUUCCAUCGAGUACCUUAG
This is a messenger RNA of Penicillium cinerascens, 588 nucleotides long. RefSeq names its product nucleic acid-binding protein. NCBI's taxonomy places the organism in Eukaryota, Fungi, Ascomycota, Eurotiomycetes, Eurotiales, Aspergillaceae. The transcript has 2 exons. The record is from RefSeq and is a predicted model, not a curated record. The coding region runs from base 1 to 588 and encodes 195 amino acids. Gene Ontology annotation, molecular function: RNA binding.